This is a messenger RNA of Sipha flava (yellow sugarcane aphid), 581 nucleotides long. It is a transcript of the gene RpS20, whose product is annotated as 40S ribosomal protein S20. The transcript is spliced from 3 exons. Gene Ontology annotation, biological process: translation. Gene Ontology annotation, molecular function: structural constituent of ribosome. Lineage: Eukaryota; Metazoa; Arthropoda; Insecta; Hemiptera; Aphididae. Gene Ontology annotation, cellular component: cytosolic small ribosomal subunit; ribosome. The record is from RefSeq and is a predicted model, not a curated record. The coding region runs from base 134 to 493 and encodes 119 amino acids.
AAACGUCCCGAGGUACGUCUCCUUUCGCGAUUGCUUUCCACGUUCGGAAGUUUAAGUCGUUCAAGAAUCUAACGUUUCCCGUUCUCUAUCGCUUUCAGCGUCCCGCGACCUUUCGUAUCGGUGCGAAUCAAUCAUGGAUUUAGAAUUUAAAGAUGUUGAAAACACUCCUGCUGAUCAAAAGAGGCACAAAAUCCGUAUUACAUUGACUUCCAAGAACAUAAAAAGUUUAGAAAGUGUGUGCUCUGAGAUGAUUGCUGAUAUCAAAAAGAGGAAAUUGCCUGUGAAAGGACCUGUACGUAUGCCAACAAAAUUCUUGCGUAUCACUACCAGGAAAACACCUUGUGGUGAAGGUUCAAAGACAUGGGACAGAUUCCAAAUGAGAAUUCACAAGAGAGUGAUUGACUUAAAAUGCCCAAGUGAUAAAGUUAAACAAAUCACGAGUGUCAAUCUUGAACCUGGUGUAAUUGCUGAAGUUAGCAUUGCUAGCGAGUAAUGUUUUUUUUUUAUAAUUGACGAUUGAUAUCUGUGGUACGACAAUUAAGAUCAUGUCUAAUAAAAGUUAUAAAAUUACAUCAUAUUAA